GCAGUUGCGAACGAGGCCAUGGCUGCUGCGCUGCAUUGCCGUGCGCGAGCUUCUGGGCAGGAUGGACCUGCGGAGCCGGUGGCGAGCUCUGGGAAGGUGAACCUCCAGAAGAUCACGGUGAAGGCCGCGUUGGAGGCCGCGAAGGAGAAACCCACGCAGCGCGUGAAGGAGCUGGGGACCAACAAGAUCAAGUUGCUGGCCAAGGCCGAUGGACUCGCGGAGAAGAAUCCUCAUCAGGCGCAGGCGACGGUGCAAGUGAAGGCCGACGCCGAGGGCAUGUUCGAGCGGGCGAGCAAGUACAUCAAGGACUCCCACAUUGCCAACCUCAGCGAGAUCAUCAGUGACCUGGAGCGGGCGACCACUACAUCUGAGGUGACGGAGCUCCGCCAGCGCAUGACUUCGCAGCAGAAGCUUCUCAACAAGGAUGACGUGGCCACGUUCUCGAACUAUUGCAGGACGUUCAAUCAGACAGCUGGAGCUCUUGGCAGACAGGAGACCGCCCACAACUGCGCGGGCAGCAUCUUCGAGUGCAAGGGCGGCUUGAGGCCUGCGCUGCUGACCAUCGCCGACUCCAACGCGUUCAAGCCGCUCGAGGAUGCCCCCAUCGUCAAGAAGGGUCUGAAGGCGGUGCAGACAUUGCUCAAGACUGGCACGUCGAGCGCGCUGCAGCCUCCUGAUGGCGGCAAGCUGAUCAUGAAGAGGCUCACCACGCAGAUCGCUGCCGUCGUGGGCAAGGACCUCCUCAGCCAGCGCAUGCCCCCGCGCGCCGACUGGGCGAACAAUGUUUUCAAGCGGGAGGUCAUUGGCGCGGGAAGCGUCGACUUGAAUGCCGACUGGAACGCCUUCGGCAUGAUGGCGACCUACGUCGUCUUCUCGGGCAACGUGGUCUUCUGUGGCUUCCCGACCGAGAAGAUCGACGGU
This is a messenger RNA of Prorocentrum cordatum, 921 nucleotides long. Lineage: Eukaryota; Dinophyceae; Prorocentrales; Prorocentraceae. The record is from the annotation of a GenBank genome assembly.